Molecule: messenger RNA, 2938 nt
Organism: Eublepharis macularius
Lineage: Eukaryota; Metazoa; Chordata; Lepidosauria; Squamata; Eublepharidae
Gene: EXOSC10
Product: exosome component 10
Exons: 25
Coding region: 67-2751 (894 amino acids)
Biological process (GO): exonucleolytic trimming to generate mature 3'-end of 5.8S rRNA from tricistronic rRNA transcript (SSU-rRNA, 5.8S rRNA, LSU-rRNA); TRAMP-dependent tRNA surveillance pathway; nuclear polyadenylation-dependent snoRNA catabolic process
Cellular component (GO): nuclear exosome (RNase complex); nucleolus
Molecular function (GO): nucleotide binding; nucleic acid binding; 3'-5'-RNA exonuclease activity
Source: RefSeq, a predicted model, not a curated record
GGCGCUGUCCAAUAUGGCGGCUGCCUGCUGAAGGAGGCGACGCGGCGGCCUUAGAGACCCACGGAAAUGGCAGCGAAGGAGCCCGGCAAGGGCUCGGCCAGUGUCGCUCAGGCGGCCGGGACGGGCAGCGGCGGCGCGGAGGACGUUCUGCCCGGGUUUCGGGACGCCGAUUCCUUCGUCAAGCAUGCCCUUGGCACAGUGGUGUCUGCCACCAAGGCGUCGAGCGGCCUUCCUCAGCCCGGAGAUGAGUAUGACUUCUACCGCAGCUUCCCAGGCUUCCGAGCCUAUUGUGAAACACAAGGAGACCGAUUGCUGCACUGCAUGAGCAGAAUAAUGCAGUAUCACGGCUGCCGCAGCCACAUCAAAGACCAUAGCAAAGUCAUGGAGCUGGAGGACAAACUCGAUUUGCUGGUGGAUGCCAACGACGCCAUCCUGGAAAGAGUGGGCAUUCUACUGGACGAAGCCGCAGGCGUGAACAAGAACCAGCAGCCCAUCCUCCCUUCGGGCUUGCAGCUGCCCAAGACCAUCAUUUCCAGCUGGAACCGCAAGCAGAGCGGGGAGGCCAACAAGCGGACCAAGUCGGAAACCUUCCGCUUGCUCCACGCCAAGAACAUUGCUCGGCCGCAGCUCAAGUUCCGUGAGAAGGUUGACAAUUCCAACACCCCCUUCGUUCCCAAGCUUUUUGUCAAACCCAACGCUCUGAAGCCACUGCCAGAAGCGCUCUCGAAAAGCCGGCGAGAACGGAAGGAGCGCCCCGAGGACUUGGAUGUGCCAGCUGCCCUGGCCGACUUCCUCCAUCAACAGAGGACUCAGCAGACAGAGCAAGACAUGUUCGCUCACCCUUACCAGUACGAACUGGAGCGCUUUUCUCCAGCUGACGACCUUCUCGAGAAACCACAAAUCCAGGUGCACCGGCCUGUCUCGGAAACACCGUGCCACUUCAUCUCCACCGUGGACCAGCUGGUGGAGUUGAACGAGAAGCUCCGGGGCUGUAAAGAAUUUGCUGUGGAUUUGGAGCACCAUUCCUACCGGAGCUUUCUGGGUUUGACGUGCCUGAUACAAAUCUCUACCCGGACGGAAGAUUUCAUCAUAGACGCCCUGGAGCUGCGCAGCGAGCUGUACAUCUUGAACGAAACGUUCACAGACCCCACGAUUGUCAAGGUUCUGCACGGCGCUGACUCAGACGUGGAAUGGCUCCAGCAGGACUUCGGCCUCUACUUGGUGAACAUGUUCGACACCCACCAAGCGGCUCGGCUGCUCAGCCUAGGCAGGCACUCUCUGGACCAUCUGCUCAAGUUCUACUGUGAUGUGAAUGCAAACAAGCAGUUCCAGCUUGCUGACUGGAGGAUCCGCCCCUUACCAGAGGAGAUGGUCCAUUAUGCGCGCGACGACACUCACUACCUGCUCUAUAUCUACGACCGAAUGAGAGAGGACCUCUGGGAGAAAGGCAACGGGCAGCCAGCUCAGCUGCAGUCCGUGUGGCAACGGAGCAGGGACAUCUGCUUGAAGAAAUACGUCAAGCCCAUCUUCACAGAUGACUCGUACCAUGAGCUCUACCGCAAGCAGAAGAAGCUUCUCAACACUCAACAGCUCACAGCCUUCCGGCUCCUCUUUGCCUGGCGGGACAAGAUGGCACGCCAAGAAGAUGAGAGCACCGGGUAUGUGCUGCCAAACCAUAUGCUGCUGAAGAUCUCCGAGGAGCUGCCCAAGGAGCCCCAGGGCAUCAUUGCCUGCUGUAACCCAGUUCCACCACUCGUCCGCCAGCAGAUCAACGAAAUGCACCUCUUAAUCCAGCAGGCCCGAGAGAUGCCCCUGCUGAAGUCUGAAGUCGCAGUUGGAGUGAAAAAGAAAGGCCCUCUUCCCAACCCAGAGAAACUGGAGAGCCGUUUCUUCGGGCCACAUGACAGCUCGCAUGUUGCUCAGGACGAGAAGCGGAACCAGUUGGAACUCGAGCCCAGACUGGCCCUAGAACAUGCCAGUCUCUUUUCUGAAACCAAAGAGGAAGUCGACAGGAUUGGGGAGCCGCCAACUUCACCGUGCCUCCUUUUGAGAGCCAGCAUCAGUAUUUUCAAUGAGCCUGAAGCCAACGAGAAGGAGGACGAGAACUUGACGGCGGCCCAGCGGAAAGCCCAGUGCAUCAUGGACUCCUUUGAAAAUCCUUUUCGAAUGUAUCUGCCAACGGAGCAGAGCCCUGCUCACGUCUCCCAGUCCGCAAAGUCUGACCCCUCCUCAAAAAUCUACGAGAUCAGUAAUCGGUGGAAGUUGUUGAGCCAAGCACAGCUGCAAGCAGCAGCAAAGAAGGAACCUGCAAAGAAACCGCAUCUGCAACAGCAAACAGCAACACGGGAGGCUGCUGAAAAGCAGUACAGAGAAAAAGCCGCCCACGCUGCCUCUGUGCGCCAGCUUGUCGCUCAAGAACACGCCAGCAAAAAGAGGGCGCGAGUGGCCAGUGAACCAGGAACAGAGACACCCAAGCAAGAGAAGAAGAAGCCCAAAGCCUCCCAGAAGCCAGAGGCACCAGAAGAUGCCAAGCCUUUCACCCCCUUUGACUACACCAAGUCUGACCUCAAAGUCUUUGCUGUGCCUGGCAAGUCCAAGGCCUCGUCACAGUUCGAUCCCGCCAGGCAGGCCCACACCAAGAAGAAAAUUUCAGGAGCUGGCAAAGCUCAACAACCAGCUGGAACAAAAAGCAUGUCCUACCUGCCUGGGAAAUCCAACCGGGGCUUCAGGCAUAACUGGCCAAAAAGAUAACACUGUUGAAGUAACCCAUCAGAAAGAACCAGGGAAGGCACUUUUGAAACAGUUUUUUGCCAGGAGGCGAGGAGGACUCCAGCCGCUGUUUUUUUGUAUGGAUUCUUGGUUUUUUUUAAAAAACACACACAAUUAAACUGCCAUUACUCCCCCCACACCUCCAAAGUGGGGAAGGGGAAAAUCUUAA